AGAGGAUGAGAGAGAAGCAGAGCGAGAGAUGAGAGGACUGACAUGGAAACCCCCCCUAGGACUGGCUGUAGCCACUGUAGCAUAGCCUAGCCUAGCACUGAACCGGAUAGACCUCUCUCAGUGCCUGUGGAUAUGGAAGUGGGCAGAUGGAGUGCAGAGACGCGCUAAUGAAUGAACUUCAAGUGGCCGGCACAUUAGGCUCACUCAAACCGGCGGCAAUCUGGCGUUCUGGGAUCUGGCGAAAGCGUUUAACACAUCAGACAUCAGGAGUGAUGUGGACGUGGGAUGUGUUGCUGCCGUUGCUGCUGCUGUUGUUGCCGUCCGCUAUCGGAGGUCAAUCUCACUGAGUCAGCGCCAGUGUUGCCCAGAGGAUGGAUGGAUGAGUCAGAGCUGCACUUGUUAAGGACUUGCAUGUGAGAUCUGUGACUGUCCCACCUGGAUUCACACACACAUACACAGAGAGAGAGAGAGCGAGGGCUGCUGUGUGCUACUAUUUCUUAAGGCUAAGCCAUGGAUGCAACUGUAAUCCAGGAAAAAACAUCCAACUCAGUUUGAGGGGAGCCACUGACCAUCUAACCUCAUAUUUGGUUCCCGCUUUCUCUCGUGACAGCAGCUUUAGACAGAGCAGAGGAGGCGCGGCUGAGUUGACCAUGAGUGGAGGGGUCAAUAUGAAGACGAUGCCGAGGGCCCAGGCUGGUUCUGGUAUCCCUCUCCCCCGUAGCAAGCUCCCCUCACCGAAGCCUGAGCCCAAGAACCCUAUCAGGGGCCUGCCUCGACCCAGCACCCAAAUCCCUGCCAACGCUCGUGCCACCACAACCACCAGCUCCUCCAGCAGCAGCAGCAGCAGUAGCAGCUCCUCCUCGAAGGACCUCUUGAGGGACACAACCUUGAGGAACCAGCAUCUGCUGCUCAGGAGGGGCUUGCCUGCUCCCCGGGUGUCCUCCAAGGCGCAGGUCAAGCCCCAGGGGGUACGCUCAGCGUUCAGCAGUCCCCAAGUGCGCCGAAAGGAAGCACCACGCUCUAAAGACACCCUGGACAUGUGCAGAGGAGCGGACAACCUCCAGUACUCGAGGUCAAACGACAACCAGAACUUCCUCUGCGGCAACCUGAGACCUCAGUCCAUGAAGACAGACAAUAUCCCCAACCUGAACUCCUGUGACCUUCCCUGCGUCCUUGACGAGGGCAACAACGGCUCGACAUCAAACGGCAGCGACAUGACUUUUCCAUCUUACAGAUCGAACAAUGACAACCUCCGGCACGCUCCGGAUGCUUCCUCCACCGCCGCUGCCCCCACCGCCGCCCUGUGCUCAGUCUCCCCUGAGGUGGAAGAACAUUCUGGUUCGAAGAAGAAGAGAAUGCGUCUGAGGCAGAGUGCUUCCAGCAGCUUCUCGGACGAGGAGAUGUACACUCCAGAGGACCUGAGCCCCGCCGGCCCCAUACUUGAGACCCCAGUCACGGAGACCCCGGUCCUGGAGAUCCACACCCCGGCCCUGUCCACCCCUCUCCAGGAGGAUCCCCGCAGUGUUGACCUCCUGAGAGGAAAGCAGAAUGCAAGAGUAAAUAUGGCCACUGUCCCUCCAUUCAGAUACAGGCUGCAGAUUCAGGAGGAAAUCUCAUCUUUGGAGGAUUUCAGUGACUCCUCAGACUCGAUUGAAGUUUGCUGUGAGGACCUGUCAACCGGAAGAAUGCCUGGGGGUAACCCCAAGAGCAGAGUAGAGCCGGACAGUGACCACAGCCGGACUGCCCAAGCCCAGACUGCGGAGGACAGCCAAGUGGAAGCCAAGGCACCGGCCGGCAGCAUGGCGGCCAGGAGGGGCAAGUCAGGGCUGCCCCAGAGUACCUCCAGGUCCGAGCUGCGGGUCUACAAGGCGGGCAGCUCCACAGAGGGUCGGCUGCCGGUGCCCACCAAUCUGCGCAAGCAGAAGUCGCUGACCAACCUGUGCGUUCUGACUGACGCUGAGAAGAAGAUGCACCUCUAUCAGCCCAAGUGGUCAGAUGACAUGGCCAAGCCGGGCUCAGGGUACGGCAAGACUGGCAAACCCAAGGAUGGAGGUGUGGGCGCCGGGCGAGGUGGUGGUGGAGGAGGAGGAGGAGGAGGACACGCACCUCUGUCUAGGAAACUCUCCAAGUCCGAGCACUCCCUCUGUCCAGGCAAGUCUAAAUCUUUCAGUCAGCUGGUGCCCCCGUCGAACUUGGCCAAACCCAGCCGCUUGCCGCGCGGGCCCUACGCUGAGGUCAAGCCCAUCAGCAAGGCACAGGAGGCGGCCAAGGAUACCAAGUCUGAUGACGAGAUACUGACCAGCAAGGCUAAAGUGAACGGCAAGAAGGGAGCGACCAGCCCUUCUUCUGGGGCAGCCACCAACGGAGGUGGGAAAGGGCAAGAGGGUGACAAGUCUUUUGUAAAGGUGGACCCCGAGCUGGUGGUGACCGUAUUGGGGGACCUGGAACAGCUGCUCUUCAGCCAGAUGUUGGACCCGGAGUCACAGAGGAAGCGAACUGUUCAGAACGUCCUUGAUCUCCGGCAGAACCUGGAAGAUACCAUGUCCAGCCUGCGGGGGUCCCAGCUCAGUCACAGUUGUAUCGAGAGCAGCGUGUGCUACGACAGCGACGAGACCAACGCGCGGAGCAUCUCCAGCCUGUCCAACCGCUCGUCUCCGCUGUCGUGGCGACAGGGCCAGUCCAGUCCGCGGCUACAAGCGGGCGAUGCGCCUUCCUCCACGGGCAGCCCUGCCGCCCACACCAAACCCCUGCGCGGCCCCAGCCGCUUCAGCCAGAUCCACUGCAUCGAGCUCGUCGAGGGCCUGGACGGCGUCGACGACGAGCUGGUCGACCUCAAGUCCGAUUACCUAGGCGAGGGCCACCUGAAGGGGAAAAGCCUGAAUGAAGAUGAAGAGGAUGAGGAGGAGGAUGAUGUGGACGUGGACGUCGAUGAUGAUGACCUGGCCAAUGGUUGGGAUGAGAGCAGCUCCAUCAGCAGUGGCUUGAGUGACGGCUCAGACAACCUCAGCUCGGAGGAGUUCAACGCCGGUUCCUCACUCAACUCGCUGCCCACCACGCCAAUUGGCUCUCGCCGAAACUCCGCUAUCGUGCUGCGCACGGAUGCGGAGAAGCGCUCCCUGGUGGAGAGCGGCCUGACGUGGUACAGCGAGGAGGCCAAGGCUCUGCGGCGGAGCGAGGGCGGCUACGACACCGGCAGCCUUAAGACGGAGACCUCCAGCAAGUGGAAGAAGAGCAGCCGCAUGCUGGACGAUGGCGGCGGGGGCGGAGGCACAGGGGUCACGGGGGUCAAGGGCGAGCUGAGGAAGCCGCAGACGCUCAGCCAGCAUGGCAGCGGUCUGAAGAAGGGCCGCAACCCUCCCGUCGGGGUCACCUCGCCCAUCACACACGCCUCCCAGAGCAUGCUCAAAGUGGCAGCUCCAAAAAGCAAUGAGAAAGUGGUGGAUAAGGCUAAGAUGGCCGUGAAGAACUCAGGACUUCAGCGGUCAUGCUCCGAUGCAGGGAAGGACAGGGGGGAGAACCGCAAGCCGCCGUCUGGCCUGGUGCGUCCCUCUGCAGGGAGCUCCUUUGGCUACAAGAAGCCCACCCCGACGACAGGCACUGCCACAGUGAUGACCGCAGGCGGCACCGCCAUCUCUGGUGGAUCCGCUACCGUUGGAAAGAUACCCAAAUCUUCGGGCAUCCCUGUCAAACCCGCUGUGGGCGGGGGACGAAAGACCAGCCUCGACGUGUCAAACUCGGAGCAAGGUUUCCUGGCCCCUAAUGCGCGCAGUAACAUCCAGUACCGCAGCCUGCCACGACCUGCCAAGUCCAGCGCCCUGUCACUUGUGGGGGCUCGUCCGGGAGCACGACCAGUAAGCACCACCAUAGAUGUAGGCAUACCCAGCGUGAAGACCUCCUCCAUACCUCCCCCAUCCAGACUCAAAGAGCCAGGCAGUGGGAAGAGCAUGAGCCGGGCCAGCCUCGGAGGAAACGGUCCAGUCAACCAGACGGACCGGGAGAAGGAGAAGGCCAGAGCCAAAGCUGUGGUGUCGGACUCAGAGUGUGGCGAUGGGUCAGUGAAGUCCACCAGCUCCACAGGUUCUUCCCAGUCUGCUGUGGACGUUCCCAGCUCCAAACUGCAGGGUCUCAGACAGCCAUCAAUUGGGGGGAAAUUCUCAGACCACUGCUCACCUACACCGCAUAGACUAUCCAGCAGUAAAUCGAUUAGCAAACCCGUCCAGUCAGACAAUGUCAGCACCAGCAGCGCAGACUCUGGUGUCGGGAGCAUUCAGGACAAGCUUCCACCCCGGGUGCCUCCGUACUCAAAGCUGCAGGACCUGGCAGGACUGACCACCACAGCGCCGUGCCUGACCCCGAGCCCUGCCCCGCUUCUCAACGUGAACACGUCCGACUGCUUCUCCAGCACAUCCAUGAGUCGCAGCACCUCGGGCUCCCCUCUGCUCUACCCCAGGCUCUCUGGCCUGCACCGCAGCAUGGAGUCACUGCCCCUGCAGAUGAGCGUCUCGCCGGCCGGGGACAGCGGCUCGGACACGGGCUCCAGGCAUGAGGACAGAGCCUCGCUCGGCGGCUGGAGCAGUGGCAGCAGGACAUCUCUGUCAUUGAUUGACAGCACACAAAGGGAUAGAAACACUCUCCCAAAGAAAGGAUUAAGUCAGUACAGCAGCGCCCAGUCUGAGGAUGAAAGCAAAGAGAGGCGUCACUCUCACACCAUCAUGAGUCUCGCAGAGUCGGCCAGUCCCCCUCAGCUGCCCUCUCCCAUCUCUCUGCCCAUGUCCUGUGGCAAGAGCCCACUCACCAACGUGGUGGCCCCCAGUCCAGGGAGUGGUACCCCCAGGAUGACCCGGUCCAACAGCAUCCCCACCCACGAUGCCGGAUUUGAGCUGUACACUGCCUCCCCGCUGGGCAGCACCCUGUCCCUGGUGGAGAGACCCAAGAGCAUGAUCCGCUCGGGCUCCUUCAGGGACCGAGAUCCCGGGGAUGAUGUUCAUGGCUCCAUGCUCUCUUUGGCAUCCAGUGUGUCUUCCAGCUAUUCCUCGGCUGAGGAGAGGAUACAGGGCGAGCAAAUCCGUAAACUGCGGAGGGAGCUGGAAUCCUCCCAGGAUAAGGUUGCCUGUCUAACCAGCCAGCUGUCUGCAAACGCGAAUCUGGUUGCAGCAUUUGAACAGAGUUUGACCCUCAUGACGACCAGGCUGCAGUCGCUGUCCAUGACUGCUGAACAGAAGGACUCGGAGUUGCAAGACCUGCGUGACACCAUCGAGUCCCUAAAGACCAAGAACCAGGAGGCCCAAGAAGUUAUACAUGGAGCCCUUAAUAGCCACGAGAACGGUCCAAAUGAGUUGCGGAUGAGGAGGCAGAACUCUUCAGAGAGCAUCUCCAGUCUCAACAGCAUCACCAGCCACUCCAGCAUAGGCAGCCUCAAAGAGCAGGAGGCCAAGAAGAAGAAGAAGAAGAGCUGGGUGGUUGAGCUGAGGAGCUCUUUCAACAAGGCUUUCAGCAUCAAGAAAGGCUCCAAGACUGGCUCUUUCUACUCAGACAUUGAGGAGAUCGCCACUCCUGAUUCCUCUGCCCCCAACUCCCCCAAACUUGUCCACGAGGGCGGGGAGAACCCGGACCAGCUUCCUGAGCAGACUGUGUCAGCCACUUCAUCCAUAAUCUUCGAAACGAGCGAGGAGAACGAAAAUGAUGAGAAAGUUGUGUCCGACCUUCGCUCUGAGCUCUGGGAGAAGGAGAUGAAGCUGACGGAUAUUCGCCUGGAGGCCCUGAGUUCAGCACACCAGCUCGAGCAACUGCGAGAGGCCAUGAAUAGCAUGCAGUCGACUGUGGAAAAUCUGAAAGCAGAGAACAGUCAGCUGAAGACCGGAACCCCGACCACUGGACCGUCCAUGUCCACGUCCCAGCCCUCGGGUCUGUCAUCGUUACUGGGCUCGUCACCUCAGAGGUCCAUGAACAUGUCCCUCACCAAGUCCUUCAGUCUCAGCCUUAACGAGUGCAGCGACCCUGAAAUCACACCCAUAAACAUGCUGAGCCUGUCUGCUCAGAGAGAUAACGUUUCUGUGCGUGUGGUGGUCCGCAUAGACCACACACCCUCAAAAGAGACAAAGCAGCAGGACUUUUACAUUGGCUCUGCGAGAAUUAAUGCUAAAACUGACUGGCUGAAGCUUGAUAAAUUCAUCAUGCUGGCUUUUACGGACUACAUCAGCAAGGUGGACCCUGCCUCCAGCAUGGGCCUGUCCCCCGACUCCAUCCACAGCUAUGACAUCUACCACACCCAGAGGGUGCUAGGGACCGAGCCUCCGGAAAGCACACCGGCUCACUGCUUGGGCAAAGGGCCCGGCCGCAUCACCGUGUCCCUGAAGGGCCUGAAGGAGAAGUGUGUGGACAGCCUUGUGUUUGAGACGCUCAUCCCCAAGCCCAUGCUGCAGCACUACAUCAGUCUUCUGCUCAAGCACCGGCGCCUGGUCUUCUCUGGGCCCAGCGGCACGGGCAAAUCCUACCUCACCUCACGCCUGGCCGACUACCUGCUGGAGCGCAGCGGGCAGGAGCCGGCCGCUGGCGCCGCCGUCACCUUCAACAUGCACCACCGCUCCUGCAAGGAUCUUCAAUUAUAUCUGUCCAACCUGGCCAAUCAGAUUGACCGAGAGAUCAGUACUGGCGAUAUCCCACUGGUGAUUAUUCUGGAUGAUAUUAGUGAUGCGACUGCCAUAAGUGAGCUCGUCAACAGUGCCCUUACAUGCAAAUAUCAUAAAUGCCCAUAUAUCAUUGGAACAACAAAUCAGUGUGUGAAAAUGGCAUCUAAUCAUGGCCUACAUCUUAGCUUUAGGAUGGUCACGUUUUCCAACAACGUGGAACCAGCAAAUGGAUUCCUAGUGCGUUACUUGCACAGGAAGCUAAUUGAGUCUGAGAACGAAAGCACUUUGACCAGUGAGGAACUCUUACGGGUGCUGGACUGGGUCCCCAAACUCUGGUACCACCUGCACACUUUCCUGGAGAAGCAUAGCACUUCUGAUUUCCUUAUAGGCCCUUGCUUCUUCCUCUCCUGUCCGGUCACAGUAGAGGAAUUCCGACCCUGGUUCAUUGACCUAUGGAACCAGUCCAUCAUCCCAUAUUUGCAAGAGGGUGCCAGGGAUGGCUUAAAGGUACAAAGGCAGAGGCCAGCGUGGGAAGACCCAGUAGAGUGGGUGAGGGACACACUCCCAUGGCCGUCAGCCCAGCAGGACCAGGCCAAGCUCUUCCACCUGCCUCCCCCCACAGUGGACUCCAGCAGCUCCGGGCAGCCCUGCGAGGAGAGGGCGGCCAAGGAGGCGCCGCUACCCAGCUCACUGGAGUCUGAUCCGUUGAUGGCUAUGCUGCUAAAACUCCAAGAGUCUGCCAACUUUGUUGAGUCACCUGAAGCAGACCUCUUGGGGGAGCCCAACUUCCAGGCCACACUAUGAUCUUCAAAUCACCAUAGAGACCAUCCUCUUGCCAUAAAGACUGAUCACGCGCCACAAAGAUUGACCGUUUGCUAAAUGGCUUGGGCUGUUAUCCAUUCUCUCACAUUGUUGGUUCACAGUCCCCAUUCCUUCCCCUACUGUUGAGCCCAGUUAUAAGUGGAACACUUUUGUAUACUGUCCUUUUUUCUUCUUCCUCGAACAGCUGGUCAAGCUUAUCUGAGUUGGUUCACCUCCCAGUGUAAGGGAGUGGAGUAGUCUUGUUACAUUUGGCACCAAAUGUACGACAGUAGACUGUUGCCCUAUUUGCUCCCGCCCUUUCCUUGUUUAAAUGAACAAGUGUUUGGCAAUCACCAAAGUACCCCUGGGUGAUUAUCCAGACAUCCCUUUGGAGCCGGUAGCCGCUCCCUCUUAGAGACAGCUGCUGACUGGAUAUGUAACAGUUGUCAUUCAGUGUGCGUCACCACUCCAGACUGUUAGUUAUUUAUAAUUUACAACUUAUCACUACUCAGCUUGUGAUCUUUCCCUGUAUACUAUUUCCCCCAUUGUUUACACUGAUCUUGCUGCACCUUAGUAUUUCCUUUGACAUAUACGCCCCCAUACAGUUAUCAGUACCAAGGGCAAAGUUGGUCAGAAACGCUCAAAACAUGACAGUUAAUCACAAGAAAGGAAAGAGAUCAGUAUCAUGCUUCUUUUGCUUCUGCUUUACAUACAGGCUUCAUAAGUUCAGGCCACACCCGGUUUCUUUCCCAUUUUCAGAAAUCAAAUGAGGGAGCAAUUGGUAUAUUGUUUGGUGAUGGUGGUGUACAAACAAACAUAUAGGUGAAUAAUCCUGUUAAUAGUUUUUAUGGAACAAAUAACCUGGAUUUUGAAUCCCAAACUGGGAUACAGUAAACAUUCAAUAAUCAAGUUGUUUGGGACCAAGCCACACUUAUGCAACUUAUUCAAUAUAAUGUAUGGUGCUCAGACAACCGCCUUAUAUGUUUCUCAGUCAUGAUUUAUGAUGUCACUAACAUACAAAAUCAUAGCUAUUCCUCAUUGAAAAAGGAAUGAUCAUUUGUACCAUGCACAGGUUGCAGGUUAACACUUUAGAUCGUUGUGUCACACUGAUCACUUUUACAUGUUCUGUUGUACCAGAUACAGUAGGUCUGUAAAUAACACACAGUGUUCUUCGGUGAACCACACAGUGUUCAUUUGGGUUCCUUUUUGUCAGACUGAUUGAGCAGCACAGUUUGAAGAAAACAGCUUGGACUCUAAAAGUGCGGUUAACGCACAGCAAUAUCAGCUGUGUGGACUAUUUUGCCUUCAUGUAGCUCGCUAAUGUCACUGGCGCAAUGCUAAUCUUCCAAAGGGGGGUACUUAUCAUGCCAUCGUGGUGUCAUGGCAUGUCAACAUAUUUCUCAUGCUACAUUGUUUGCUCCUCAAUUCGGUUCCACCAAAUACCACUCAAUGGAAGCGAGAAGUUCUUUUUUAAAAAAAAACAUGCAUUUGUGUUGCUCAACAUUCUUUACAUUAUUGUAAUGUAGGGAAAAUGUUACGUGAAAAGAAAAAAAAGAAACCAGACAAGAAACCACACGAAAAUGUAAGAAUGUAUAUCAAACUCUUGGUGACCUCGCUCAAUUUCAGAUUGUUCAAAAUAUGUCCCAGAAAGAAUAUAACAGGUAUGGCCUUGUUAGCAUAUUGAUUCUAUCUUGAGCCUCAGAGCAUGAUUGUAGAAAGCAUGAUAUGUCCGAGCAUUUACCAUUUGAUAUAAAAAAGAUUUCAGUCCUACUCCUGAAAUGAAUCAAACAAAACCCAAGACAUGAAAAGUAAGAUAAGCCAUGUUUGAUUCAAACCAUGGAAAGGACCAUCUAUAUGUCAAUGGCUUUCUGACUUUCAUUUUCAAAUACUCUAAGCUUUCUGUAGUGAAUUAUCAGCAUGGCCACACUUGAUUGGUCGACAAAAAACAUGGUAAUGUGUGAUAUUACAGUGUUUAUAAUGGUGACUAUAUGACAGUAGUGCACUACUGUAGAAAUACUCCUAUAGUUUACCCUAUGAGGAGGUUGAAACAAAGUGCUUAAAAUCGGAAUUGGUUUUGUCUUAAAUAGUGUGCCUUCAAGUGAAUGCACUGAUAGUUCGCUAUAAUUGCCAUUGCAAGUGUUGCAUGCUUAGAUAUAUGACCUUGUCAGCCAAAUAUGCCAUUUACUGUAAGCCAACAAGCCUAUCAUAAGAGAUGAUGCUUGCAGAUUCUGUGAUAUUAUUCUCAGACGACCCAGCAUAGGACCUUUUCUAUGUCAUUUUAUAAGAUGAUUUAUAAAAAAAUACAUACCAACCUGUCAUCUGUAAGUAUAGUAGUCUUAAGGUAAAUACACACACACCUAUAAGAAUUCACUGUAAAUGUAACAUCUGUCCAAAAAUGUGUCAUGUAAUUCCAUUCAUAUUAGCGUUAUAAUAUCAACAAUAACAAAACUACCCAGGAGCUCGAUAAACUGCCACUAAUGUUAUAUGUAACCAUUCUUAAUUUCAACAUAAAAUCCUGCAGAUUUAUUCAAGUUUCCCCUAGGUUGCUUUGCUCAAUGGAAGUCUCAGACAAGUGAUAUUUUAAGAUGGCAUUUAAAAUCAAGUCGGCCUGUUUACAACAGUAGUCAUCUAGGUAACUGUCAAGCACUUCAGGCAUCCCUGUUAGCCUGUGGUUGAAGAUGAGUUUUCAACUGUCAAACAUGUGCCUAAGUGAGGUAAUAGCAUUCAAGUGAUCAAGAGUGCUUAAAACAAUGAACUCCCUUGUGUGUAGCAGAUGACUGGAAAAGUGUUGAAAACAUGCAAGCUUUUAUUUCUUUCUUCUUCCUAUAUUAUGGCUCCUCCUUACCCCUCCCCCCUACUCAAGUUUGAACAUUGCUGCUUUUUGUGUAUGUUACCCCGUGUGUUGAAAUUGUUGCUCUAGUCUAGAGAUGUUGAAUGGCUGGACGGUUCAGCAACUUCUAUUGGCUUUGAAUGCUACAGUUACGAGAGACCUUUCAUCAAAUUCCAAGAGAUUUGAUUUUCUCUGAGCCAUUUGGUCCUAUGCGUUUGAUCUUAUGGAUGUGCUGUUAUGUAAUUACUAUUUAUUUAUUUGCUUUAUGACACUGAAAGACUAUUAAAUAACAGAUGUUUUGCUUUAAAAGCUGCAGUAUCUGGACUACUAUCCAAUAUACUUACGAGUCCUACAUUAAUCACCUUAUAGGGUGGAGCGGAAUAAAAAGGCUAUUGACAAAUAAGACCCUCAUUGCCAAAGCCAACAGAGGUUGCCGAAGCAUCUUAUGGAGGUUUUAAAAACUGUGGAUGUGACAACAGUGAAAUGAUGUGACUGAAAUGUAAAAUAAGCAAUGCUGAAGCUGCCGUGCAAGCUGCCACAAGUGUUAGGAAUGCGUGUCAGCUUGGUUGAUUUGCUUAAAUUGCAUUAGAAGACCUUUGUAUCCCUCUGGGGGAGUUUAAAAUAAUGUUUAUUUUGUUUCUUUCUUCUUGUUCUUCUUACUUUUUGAAAAAGGAACUUGUUUUCUUAUGAAAUUCUUUGUAAAACUUUCUACUUUGUACAGAACACUUCAGAUGUAAACAGUGUAUAUAGUUGCCUCAUUCGCGACAACAAUCACAUUCAAAUAGAUGUUAAAGGAGAAAAUCUAGCUCGGGAUUGUUAUAUGAGGGACAAAGAUUGAUUUGUUUUUUUAUGUCUGCGCUGAAGGUCCUAAAUCCAAAAAGGGUCCUUAAAGGCAUGUUUUGGAAGUGGAAAGUUCCAUCCAUUUAACAUGUUCAGUUCUCUCAAUAAAGUCAUGCCAUUCUUUA
Messenger RNA from Alosa alosa (allis shad), 11225 nucleotides. RefSeq names its product neuron navigator 1a (gene nav1a). Gene Ontology annotation, biological process: neurogenesis; microtubule bundle formation; neuron migration. Lineage: Eukaryota; Metazoa; Chordata; Actinopteri; Clupeiformes; Clupeidae. The record is from RefSeq and is a predicted model, not a curated record. Gene Ontology annotation, molecular function: ATP hydrolysis activity. The transcript is spliced from 34 exons. Bases 651 to 7433 code for a protein of 2260 amino acids. Gene Ontology annotation, cellular component: axon initial segment; microtubule cytoskeleton.